Molecule: messenger RNA, 330 nt
Organism: Verticillium alfalfae VaMs.102
Lineage: Eukaryota; Fungi; Ascomycota; Sordariomycetes; Glomerellales; Plectosphaerellaceae
Exons: 1
Coding region: 1-330 (109 amino acids)
Source: RefSeq, a predicted model, not a curated record
AUGGCGAGAACCACGGGCAAUGGCGCGGCGCGCCCUGGUACGGGUGACCUCCCCGUACCGUCCGGCAACAGUCCCCCGACGAGGGUCCUCCCGCUUGGCGGAGGCACAGUCAGUGGACAGGGGGGUGGCGGCGUCCGGGGUGGAAGGACAGUUGUGGUGAAUCUCCGGUCCAAGGUGCAGAAUGGACGGUGGAAAUCGAGGCGGGAUUCAGAGCAUAUGCAUCUCGACCUUCACCGAAGGGCUGGCCAGCUCAGGAAGGUCAAGGGACGUGCAUUGCCCGAUGCGUGCUCAUCUCCUGCCAUGGCGGACGGCCGAUGCUGGCAAUCUUGA